GCGUUUUCAAGCGACGGCGUUGAGGAAGCGACAAAAUGGCGGCGGGCGCGCCGCUCCCUGAGGGAGGAUGAGCGGCGGGCGGCAGCGCACCUUGCCUCAGGUCUGGCGGGCGCCUGAGGGUAAAACCGAAGAGGAGGCCGCGGACAACGACAGCGACGAUGACUUGCUGCUGGCAGCCGCCGCCGCGGCGGACCCCGUGCCCGUGGAGGGUUUCAGCGAGGCGGCGGGAUCCAUAUGGAUCUACCCCACCAACCUGCCGGUGCGGCCGUACCAGGAGCGCAUGGCGGGCGCCGCGCUGCUGGCCAACACCCUCGUGUGCCUGCCCACGGGGCUGGGCAAGACCUUCGUGGCUGCUGUGGUCAUGUAUAACUUCUACCGCUGGUUCCCCUCCGGGAAGGUGCUGUUCCUCGCCCCGACCAAGCCGCUGGUGGCUCAGCAGAUGGAGGCGUGUGCCCGAGUCAUGGGCAUCCCGGCGCGGGACAUGGCGGAGAUGACAGGAGGAACCCAAGCUCUGGGCCGCCGGGAACUGUGGAACACCAAGAGAGUCCUUUUCCUUACCCCUCAGAUAAUGGUCAAUGACCUUUCUCGUGGCACCUGUCCCGCUGGGGACAUUAAAUGUUUGGUUAUUGACGAAGCCCACAAAGCCCUUGGGAAUCAUGCCUACUGCCAGGUUGUGAGGGAGCUGAGCAAAUACACGAGCCAGUUUCGGGUCCUGGCCCUGAGUGCCACACCAGGCAGUGACACCAAGGCUGUGCAGCAGGUUAUCUCCAACUUACUGAUCGCUCGGAUAGAGGUGUGUGCUGAGGAUUCCCCAGAAAUCCAGCCUUAUUCUCACGAGAGACAAGUGGAAAAAAUUGUGGUGCCACUUGGGGAAGAGCUGGUAGGAAUUCAGAACACUUACAUCCAGGUGCUCGAGGCGUUCGCCGGCCGCCUGAUCCGAAUGGGAGUUCUGGCCAGGAGGGACAUUCCCAGCCUCACCAAGUACCAGAUCAUCCUGGCAAGGGAUCAGUAUAGGAAAAACCCCUCUCCACAGCAUGUGGGAAUCCACCAAGGCAUCAUCGAAGGGGACUUUGCCCUUUGUAUCAGUUUAUACCACGGGUAUGAGCUGCUGCUGCAGAUGGGAGUCCGCUCCUUGUUCAUCUACCUUUGGGGAAUUAUGGAUGGAGCCAAAGGGUUGACCCGCACGAAGAACGAGCUGGGGCGUAACGAGGACUUCCUGAAGCUCUACCAGCACCUCCGGGCCAUGUUCUCAGACACAGCCGUGGCUCCAGAGACUGCAGGUGUCUGGAGGAGUGACACAGUGUUGGGAAAGAAAAAGGAAUUUGUCUACAGCCAUCCAAAAUUAAGGAAAUUGGAGGAAAUCGUAAUAGAACACUUCAAAUCCUGGAAAAAGGGAUGCUCUGAUCAGGAGGGGAGUGAAGGCCCCUGUGGGGACACCAGGGUGAUGAUCUUCUCCUCCUUCCGGGACAGUGUGCAGGAGAUCGCGGAGAUGCUGUCCCGCCUCAGCCCGGCUGUCCGCGCCAUGACAUUCGUGGGACACUCCACAGGGAAGAGCACCAAGGGCUUCACCCAGAAGGAACAGCUGGAGGUGGUGAGGCGGUUCCGGGAGGGCGGGUACAACACCCUGGUGUCCACGUGCGUGGGGGAGGAGGGCCUGGACAUCGGGGAGGUGGAUCUCAUCGUCUGCUUCGACGCCCAGCGCAGCCCCGUGCGCCUGGUGCAGCGCAUGGGCCGGACCGGGCGGCGCCGCCACGGCCGCAUCGUCGUCAUCCUGGCCCAGGGCCGAGAGGAGAGGACUUACAACCAGAGCCAGUGUAACAAGAGGAGCAUCCACAAAGCCAUUUCAGGGAACAAAACCCUGCGUUUCUACCAGCGCAGCCCACGGAUGGUUCCAGAAGGCAUCAACCCCCGGGUGCAUAAAAUGUUUAUCACUGCUGAGAAAUACGAGCCAGGCAACUCCAGAGGGCUCUGCAAGGAGAGAAGAUGCAGUUCCCUGCAGCACAAAUCUGCUCCCUUUUCCUGUGUCACUGGCCAGAAGCAAAGUUUCUCUCAUGAGAACUGGUCCCUGUCACCUGAGGAAUAUGAAACAUGGGACAGACUCUACAGGAUCAAGGAGAGUGAUGGGAUAAAGGAACCAGUAUUGCCUCGCACUGAGUUUGAAACCUUAGAAAACCUGGAAGAAAUACCACAGCAGGAGGGGGUGGCUCGGGAGCUGUCCCUGUGCGAGUGGAGCCUCUGGCAGAGCCGGCCCUUCCCCACGGCCCUGGUGGGGCACUCAGAGCCCUGUCACCACUUCAUCAGUGCCAUGGAAAUGAUGGAGCACAUGAGGCAGGAGCAGGGAGACUGCAGCUAUGGACGGGAGCUCCAGCCCCACUUAUGUGUGGAAGAUGUAAAUAUUCCAAGGAAUAAAAGGCAUCUCCUCAUGGCCAAGUCCAGCUGGGAUCAGAGAGCACGAUCCUCCAGGAAAGGCGUGGCACACACAUCCCAAAUGAAGCCAUUCCUGCCUGACAGAGGUGAUGACGAGAGUGAGCUCUUCACCACCUUUAAAAUAACCAAGCCAAAGCCUCCCAAAAGAAUUCCUGGAUCCAGUGUGGAGGUGGAUCCUUCGGCAUCUCCCUCAGGAAUGUUUGCUCUGGAUGAACAGCCCGACCAGGGCAGUGAGAGGGACAAGGAGCUGGAGGUGACAUUUGACUUAAACGCAGUUAUUGACCUGUGUGACAGCAGUGACAGCACUGACAUUCCUGACAGUCCAGCAGCAAAGGGAGACAAACCUGCAGGCAAAGCUCCUGGAUCCCUGGGGAUGCUCCCCGGGGAUUCAGGGUACGAGACAUCACCGCUGUCCUCAGACUUGUUCUAUCUCCCUGAAUCCUACGGGGAGUCACUCGGGAGACCCUCCCAGGAGCCUCCUGGCCUAGAACAAACAUUAUCCUGUGUGCAGAGGCUUUUGUCACAGUCCCCUCCCCCCAUUCCCUCCUGGCAUGAACUCGAGGACUUGGAGAACAUGGUGAGGAGUGAUCAAACAAUAUGUCCUGUCCCAGAGGUUAUCCCUGAGGGUCACUCUGCAGGACCACGGGACAGUGCCUUCUCCACGUCCUCAGGAGCUGAUCCUUCACUGCUGCUCGUGGAAAAUCCCAAACCGAACAUCCCCGGGGAAUUCUGUGCUCCAAGAAGUCCCUGUUUGUCCAAAACUGCCUCGUCUCCCAAGGCUGUUGUUGAAGAGGAGCACGCCUGGAAUGACAGCUUUGAUGGGCUGUUUGACAGCAAGGAAUUCCCUGCCAUCCGAGGGAACGCUCCAGCCACAAACCACAGCCUGACAAACGGCCCUUCCAACAAGCACUUUGUUCACAGAGACACUGCAGGUGCUGCCACUGACCACGAGAAGGUGGUGGCUGGUGGAGAGCAGAGCAUCCAUUUGUUUGAGGAUGAGCCUGUGGAUGACACCGGGGACAGCGGGUUCUCCGUGAGCAAGGAGCCUCCAGCCAGGCCAGAUCCAGGUGGGAAUGUCGGGACAGAUGGAGAGCGAGGAUCCAAGGGGGUUCCCUCCGAGGGGCCCUGUGUGAACACCAGCACCUGCAGGGAGCAGCCCCAGAGCAGUAAAUCCAUGGAAACAGCAGGAGUGCCCGAGCAGGGCCUGGAGAACGAGGAUCUCUACGACUGUUCCCAGGAGCUGUUCUCAGUCACCUUCAACCUGGGCUUUUCCAUCACAGACAGUGACAGUGAAACCCCCGAGGAAAACGGGAAUACUGGGAACAGCAGCAAAGCAAACGGUGCCUCGGGGAAUGGUGCAGGGGCAAAAUCCACUGAGGAUGGAAAGAUAUUCCUGAGGGAUGGGUCCAGGCUGGAAACCUCGCCAGAAUGGGAUUGCAGAGAUCUGGAGAGAAGAGACGUUUCCACACCGUUGUCAUUCCAGAGCAGGGGUGUGAAUGACAGGGAAGGGCCAGAGGCUGCUCCUGCUGCAGUGCCUUCCCUGAAAUCAGGAGGCAGGAGAACGGGAAGGGCAUCACCUGAACCUUUGCCUUCGGCACUCUCGACCCCAGUAAGCAGGAAGGGUGGCAAUGUCCAAGCUAUCAAAAGGAUUCCUAGGAAAGUCUUCUCCAGUGCCAGGGAGGAGACUCCAGAGGUGCCCCCUGGAGAUAAAGUCCAUAAAAGCCCACGUGGGCAGAACUUUGGGAGUUCAGCUGUGGAUUCCCCUUUAGGAAGAACUGCAAACCUGGAAGACACCACCCUCCGUGGAUCCCGAGCGUGUCCUGCUGCAGGAACCAGCAGUGAGAGUGAGGAAGAGAUCGUUUUCCAGAGAAAAAACAGGAUAAAAAAGAAUGUUUUGAAGUCUCCUGAUGGGAUGGACGAGAGUGACUUUGAGUGCCCACGGCCUCGCGUCCCCAGGAAACGUCGGCACCCCCUGGACAUGGGCUGUGUUCCCUGUUCCCAGUCAGAGUCCAGUGAUGACAGUGGGGAUUUUGCCCAGAACUGGAGCAGGACCAUGAGGAGCAGCUCCACAGCCCAGAACAAAGCCCGGCCAGGACGAGCCAAACGGCUCCGGAGCAGUUCCACAGCCAAGGCCACAGCCAGGCAGUUCCUGGAGGAGGAGGCAGAGCUGUCCCAGCACGGGGCACACGGGCUGUCGUCGGACGAGAGCGACGGCACCGAGGACGAGCUGAGCUCCUCCAUGGCCCAGUUCCUCAACGACGAGGGGGACGUCACACAGGCCCUGAAUGACACGGAGAUGAGGGCAGUGUACCUGGAGUCCGUGCGCAGCCCCGCCCUGGGCAGCAGGUACAGGAUGGUCCAUCGGGAGUUCAACAGCUCGGCCAUCUUCUCACAGAUUCCCGAGCAGGACACGGAGUACGUGGAGGACAGUUUCUGUGUGGGGGAUGAGGAGGAGGAAGCCUGCAGACAGAGUGGGCCCAGCGAGGAGGAGGAGGAGGAGUGUGUGAACUGGGGUCUCCUCACCAGGGACAGUGUCCCCGGUGCCCAGGGCCGGUACCUGACCCGGCACAGGAGGAGACUGAACCAGGCCAGGCUGGAGCAGAGCCCGCCUGCCCCAGGGCACAGGAGGAAACCAUCCCGGAUCGUUGUGCUCAGUGACUCCAGCGAGGAGGAGAUGGCUGUCAGCAGGGAGCAGUCCAUGACAGCAGGCUGUUCCAGGGCAGGACAGGGGAGCACAGAGUGUCCCCAGCCCUCGGUGCCCCCUGCACGGCACAGCCACAGUGCUGGGGCAGUGCCAGCCCCUCGGCCUGGGGGGCACGACAGGGACAUGCUGCUUGGCCUGCAGGCUUCGGACUCUGAGAGGCUGGAUUUGCACCCAGACCAUCCCAGCAGGAGCACGUCCUUCCCACCACCUGUCCCUGGCUCUGUCCCGGCUCCCACUGAGUCCCUGUGUGAUCUCCAGCCCUCACAGGUGAAGAGCUCUGGGAAGAACCCCCGUGGGAGCGCCUCAGAUCCAGCGUGUCCCGCAGCCACAGAGCCCUCCUCGGCCUCAGCCAGGCUCUCCCGGGACCCUCCGGGGAAGGGCCCUUCCCUGAGCAUCCUGGCAGACAGCAGGGAGAUCAGCUGUGGGGCAGAGGUGAUCUCCUCCCUGCGGGCUGUGCACGGGCUCCACGUGCAGGUCUGUUCCCUGGGCACCUCCGACUACAUUGUCAGCACCCGCCUGGCCGUGGAAAGGACCUUCCAGUCGGAAUUGCAGGGCCCUGGGAACAGGAACAGACUGAGCCAGAGGCUGCAGCGCCUGCAGGGCCUGUUCCAGAGGGUCUGUGUGAUCCUGGAGACAGACAGGGCCAAACCAGGAGAAACGUCCCGUAGUUUCCAGCGGACUCAGUACUACGAUGGAGUGCUCUCGGCCCUGGUCCAGGCUGGCAUCCGCCUCCUCUUCAGCUCCUGCCAGCAGGACACUGCUGUUCUGCUCAGGGACCUGGCCCUGCUGGAGCACAGGAAGGGAGCUGCCAUCGAUGUUCCCACGGAGCUGGAGGGGCCCCGGCGGGACCUGCUGGGCUUCUACCUGAGCAUCCCCCCCCUCAGCUACGUGGGGGCCCUGCAGCUCUGCCACUGCCUCGGCUGCCCCCGUGACCUGGCCAACAGCUCCCCCAGCGCGGUGGCCGCGGCCGCGCGGCUGAGCCGGGACUGUGCCGAGGAGAUCCAGCGGUACCUGCGCCACAGCUUCGACCCUCAGCUGCUGCCACAGCCCCCCCGCGCCGGCGGGAAGGGCCCCGCGGCCUCCCGGAGCUGAGGGGACUGGGGGCCCUGCUCUGCACUUUACUGGGAUUGGUGUCCAACCCAAUAAACCCUCACAAGCACCGGGCUUGGGAGGCACCGGCCGGGCUGGGAGCAUCCCGAGA
This is a messenger RNA of Corapipo altera (White-ruffed manakin), 6332 nucleotides long. It is a transcript of the gene FANCM, whose product is annotated as FA complementation group M. The transcript is spliced from 23 exons. Bases 68 to 6223 code for a protein of 2051 amino acids. Gene Ontology annotation, molecular function: four-way junction DNA binding; 3'-5' DNA helicase activity; nuclease activity. Lineage: Eukaryota; Metazoa; Chordata; Aves; Passeriformes; Pipridae. The record is from RefSeq and is a predicted model, not a curated record. Gene Ontology annotation, biological process: interstrand cross-link repair; replication fork reversal; double-strand break repair via synthesis-dependent strand annealing.